GUAUUGGGUACUUCGAAUUAUUACAUGUAACAAUAGGAUUCGAUUCUUAGGGGAUGCUCCUUAUUUUAGAAAAAUAAAGAUAUAUAAAAAAUAUUUUAAGUUACUUCUGUUUUUAUACCAUUAAUCGUAUAAUUGUUUAUUGACAGUUUGUUGGUGAAAAAAAAAUGGCAUCCAAUUCUGGAUCUAAAUCUGACCACCAUGCUGGUGGUGAUCAACAGGAGAGGGAUAUUCUAUUAUCAUCUGUGGAAGCUAAACGCUAUGACUUAAUCAAUGAGAAAGGCGAUUACAACACGUUGACUAAAUCAAUCGCACAUGAUAUUACAAAGGAAUUAAUUGCCAGAGAAUCCGAGCACAACAUUGUUCAGAGUUCUGAACCAGCAACACAGUCUUCGUACACAUUAUCGACAAUAAUGAGCACAGGAGAUAGUUAUGACGAUGAUGGCAAAAUGAAAAGUGCGGAAUCUUCUGAUAGUGAAAUUCUUUUAAUUGACGAAGAUUCAGAUAUCCAAAAUAAAAAGCAUAGUGUUGGCGAUACAGUGAGCGAACUAUCAAGAGGACAAUAUGAGGAUUUUAGUAUUGAUGAAAAAUUGCCGGAAACCGUGACGUUAUUAAGAACAUCGGACGGAGGAAAAUUGUACUUAGUAGGGACAGCACAUUUCAGUGUUGAAAGUCAAAAUGAUGUGUCAAAGGUCAUACAAGCUGUACGACCUCACAUAGUUGUAGUCGAAUUAUGCAGAGCCAGAGUUGGUAUACUACAACUUGAUGAAGAAGUUAUGUUUCGUUAUGCCAAGGAUAUUGAUUUUAGAGUUAUGAUGGAUACCAUUAAGAAAGAAGGGCUUUAUAAUGGUUUAUUACAUAUUCUAUUGCUGAGAAUGGCGACACAUGUUGCCAAGCAGUUGGGUAUGCCACCCGGUGGUGAAUUCCGGAGGGCAUUUGAAGAGGCAAAAAAAGUGCCCAAUUGUAUCGUUCAUCUGGCCGAUCGACCAAUUAAUAUAACAAUGCAACGUGCGAUUCGAUCAUUAUCUUGGUGGCAGACUAUAAAACUGGGAUGGCAUCUGGCAACAAUGAAGGAUCCCAUUACUCAGGAGGAUGUCGAGCUUUGUAAACAACGAUCAAUGUUGGAUGAGAUGAUCGCCAGCAUGAAGGAACAAUUCCCUGUAUUGGGAGAAGUGCUCGUCAAAGAAAGAGAUAUUUAUUUGACGAACUCUCUGCAACUAGCCUGCUUGCCUCAUCGUACCGCCAAUCAUACUUUCGAACCGGCGCGAGUUGUAGGAAUCGUUGGCUUAGGACAUACACCUGGUAUUAUCGAGAAUUGGGGUAAAGUCAAGCCCACCGAUAUACCACCUAUCAUGAGAAUACCACCACCGUCGUUGUCAGGUAAAAUCCUAAAGCUGACCGUCAAGGCAUCCGUACUCGGUGCUGUAAUAUAUAUAAGUUACAAAAUCGUAACAGCAACGGUACCUACUGCUACUACCACUUUCCAAACUAUCAAGUCAUCGGUCGAGGGACUUUUAAAGAGUCUCUCGGACUUGCUUUUGGGCUUUUUUUAUUGACACAUGAUGAUUGCGGUAAGCAUGGAGGCAACUGCUUCCACUGACGAGUACGAACACAAUAUAACGGACGUUAUGUAUGUA
Camponotus floridanus (Florida carpenter ant) is the source of this 1634-nucleotide messenger RNA. RefSeq names its product traB domain-containing protein. The record is from RefSeq and is a predicted model, not a curated record. The transcript is spliced from 8 exons. Bases 165 to 1553 code for a protein of 462 amino acids. Lineage: Eukaryota; Metazoa; Arthropoda; Insecta; Hymenoptera; Formicidae.